AUGCCAACAACUUCAUUCAAACUCAACAACGGUAGAGAAAUCCCAUCAGUCGGUCUUGGUACAUGGCAAUCAGCUCCUGGUGAAGUCGCCAACGCUGUCAAGUAUGCCAUCAAGGACGCAGGUUAUCGUCACAUUGAUGGUGCAUUCUGCUAUGAAAAUGAAAAGGAAGUCGGUGAAGGUGUUAAAGCCUCCGGUGUUCCACGUAGCGAAAUCUUCCUCACAAGCAAGCUCUGGUGUACCUACCACACUAAGGUAGAAGCUGGUCUUGACGAAACAUUAGCAGAAUUAGGUACUGACUACCUCGACCUCUUCCUCAUCCACUGGCCAGUCCCAAUGAAUCCAAACGGCCACAAACGUUUCCCAAAGAAGGCUGAUGGUUCGAUGGACACCAUCAACGAUCGUCCAAUUGAGGACACCUGGAGGGACAUGGAGAAACUCGUUGACUCAGGAAAAGUCAAGAGCAUCGGUGUCAGCAACUUUAGCAUUGCCAACAUGAAGAAGAUCUUGGCUAUCUGUCGUAUCAAGCCUGUCGUUAAUCAAGUAGAGAGCCACGCUUAUUUGUCUCAGAGAGAACUCAAGAAGUUCUGUGAAGAAAACGGUGUCCUCCUUCAAGCUUAUUCACCACUCGGUUCAACUGAUUCACCUAUUCUCAAGGAUGAAGAACUCCUUGCCAUCGCCAACAAGCACAACGUCAGCGUUGGUACUGUCUUGAUCUCAUACCAAAACAACCGUGGAGUCAUUGUACUUCCAAAAUCUGUUACUCCUGCAAGAAUUGCAGCAAAUGCUCAACUCAUCGAUCUUACCCCAGAAGAAAUUAACACCAUCGAAACUAUGGAAGACAGAGGAAAGAGACUUAGAAUAGUCUUCCCAGACUGGGCUUCCACAAUCUUUUAG
Molecule: messenger RNA, 894 nt
Organism: Wallemia mellicola CBS 633.66
Lineage: Eukaryota; Fungi; Basidiomycota; Wallemiomycetes; Wallemiales; Wallemiaceae
Gene: Gcy1p
Product: 2-methylbutyraldehyde reductase
Exons: 2
Coding region: 1-894 (297 amino acids)
Cellular component (GO): cytosol
Molecular function (GO): aldose reductase (NADPH) activity
Source: RefSeq, a predicted model, not a curated record